Gloeophyllum trabeum ATCC 11539 is the source of this 6035-nucleotide messenger RNA. RefSeq lists its product as uncharacterized. The transcript is spliced from 19 exons. Bases 1 to 5952 code for a protein of 1983 amino acids. Gene Ontology annotation, molecular function: DNA binding. Gene Ontology annotation, cellular component: transcription factor TFIIIC complex. Gene Ontology annotation, biological process: 5S class rRNA transcription by RNA polymerase III; transcription initiation at RNA polymerase III promoter. The record is from RefSeq and is a predicted model, not a curated record. NCBI's taxonomy places the organism in Eukaryota, Fungi, Basidiomycota, Agaricomycetes, Gloeophyllales, Gloeophyllaceae.
AUGGAUGAGCUCGUACACCACUGCGUCCGAGAGCUGUCUUUCGACGGAGAUCUAGGGUGCAGUGUAUCCAGAUUGCGGGACUUUAUCUCGGAAUUCCACUCCCAAGACCCCGCUCAUCCCCAGACCGUAGACGACGCUUAUUGCGCGUUCGUAUGGUCCGUCAUCGUAGAACACCCUGCAGUACGUAUAGGCACCGUCCCCCCGGGCGAUACCACCGAGGUGUACAUCGCACCCCAGACAAGUGCGAAGAGGAAAGCAAAGGAGCGGGGAGAAGCGCACGAGGAAUCCGCCCCGGCCACAACGCUCGAUGUCAUUGAAGAUGCGAAGUCGAAGAGUCUCGCCGAGCUUCAAGUUCAGUAUGGAAACACCCUGCGGAUUGCUGUGGAUCCUGAGACAUCGUUCGCUGCUAUUACAGGUUCUCAUAUCCGACCCUCGAAACUUAGUCCGAUGGUGUAUACGGCUCUGCAGCUCAUUACCCGAGGCCGUGAAAACGGUAUCAGCGUCAUGGACCUAGGGAAGAAAUCGGGAUAUGACCAAAAGACGUGCCAUUACCUCGUGAACCAGCUCCUUGACCUCGAUCAUGUUGUGAAGAUCAGGCGCGGAGGCGUCGGCUCCAAUUUCUGUAUCCACAAGUAUUUUUUCGAGCGUAGCCCACUAUGGAGACAAAUUCGCAACGAGGAACGGCAAGGGAAGAUGGGCGAAGCUGAGGCCCAGCAAGAGCGAGCACGAUUAGAGGAGGAAGGCGAGGCAGAGAUCUCGGGACCCAGCCAGGUUCACUUUGACCCUAUCGACGCACGACAUUUGUCAAGUCUGCCUCUUGUCAAGGCGCGCGUUGUCAAGCUAUUGAAGAGCUGCAAGAAUAAUAUGCACGUAUCUCAGAACAUGCUGAUCAAGAUUGGCUUCUCCAAUCCCACCAAGACGGAUCGUCGCUUUUUCAAUACACGGGUGAACGAUCUUAUAGCACAGGGUGUGGUCGAGAAGUUGUAUGUGCCCAACCCGAACUCGAGGCUCAAGAAGAAGAGUUGGGUGCAGUGCUUGCGCCUGCAGACUGCAGACAAGAGCCAGUCGGGCGAAGUUGAGGGCGCUACUAGUCAGAUACCUGGUGAAGCCGCUACGAAUGAAGUAGACGCAGAAGAAUUAUACGGGGACGACUCCGGUAGCCUCAAAGUUAACCUGACACUGCAUAAGCAACUUGUCAAUCUACUGGAAGGGGCUGGUACUAGAGGAAUGACGCUGAAUGAGCUGUCUGACACCCUCGGACGCUUCGACAAGCGGACCAUCGAGUUGCUCAUGACACGGCUAGAGAAAUACCCUCCCCCGGCGCACAUUGCAGAUCUCGGUGUUGCCGAGUUAAUGGAGACGCAUGGUCGAGAACGCAGGCACAGGUAUUACACUGUCGCUGCGUAUCACGCAUUGGUUGCCCGGGAAAAUCUGCACGAUUCAACCAGCCGGUAUACAAAUUUUGAGUUCUCCUCAGUGGGGGAUUUCCUUCCCGUAGACUUAUCCUUGUUUUACGAGAAUGAGGCUGCGCUACUGUGGCAUCAAGACAACACCAUAGACCAGAAGCAGGGCAAGUCUUCUGCGUCUGGCAAGCCGCGUGGAAGGCCAGCGAAAGCAGAAACUGCGAAAGGUAAGGCAAAGGACAAUGUGACGGACUCUACUCCCAGACAAAGAAGGAAUGCGGCGGAUCCCGAUGGCGCGGGUGAUGCGCAGAAUAAUGAUCCCGCGGAGAGUGCGACCCCUCGAAAGAGAGGGAGGCCUCCUACAAAGGCGAAGUUGGAUGCGACUCCGGGCUCAACAUUGAUGGUCCCUGUCUAUGGCACCGCUGAAGUCUUUCUUGGUGAAAGCCAACCUCCGCCCAAGAAACGCGGUCGACCCUCCAGGGUCAAGAGAGAGAUCACCGGAGACGUAAUCGAGACGACUACUUCGACCGCCGCUGUGGCCGAAGUCAUCCCUUCUCCUACUCCGCGCAAAAGAGAUCGACCGCCAAAGCGGGGCGGUGGAGGUGGAGGUGCGAAGAAGAACGAACCCUUGGCGGAAGACAUGGAUCCUGAAGGGGAUGCGUCACGGUCCACGGAAUGUGUCCCGGGAGUAUCUGAACCCAAAAACGCUGUUCAGCCGGCACGAGCGGACACUGUCGAUAGAAUCCGGCCUCUCGAUCCCGGUCCUGCAAACGUGUCACAAUUGCGCAGGGAAAACGAAAUCCUCCAGCUACUACAAGAAAUGGGUGGGAUAGCCUUGACUAGCGGCAAGGAUUUCGUGGAUGCUCACGUAGACUUGAUCCGAAGACUUGCCGAGGCUCGAGAACCUACUUCUGCACCAGUGGGCAGCCGUUUAGACAGGCGCACAAUCGAAAGCGUCCUGAAUAACCUAGAAGCUCGGGAAAAUGUGAAGACUUUGAAAACUUUGGUUAAGCUACCGACAGGGUCCCAGCGGCCGGCACGGGUCACGUAUCUGCCACAUGUGUCUCAAGACAAACUCAACGCUUUCUUGGGUGAGCUCGGACGCACUCUGCUGAACAUCCAACCGUCCUCGGUCAAGAAAGUAGACGAAGAGAUAGCUUUCUUACCGGGGCAAGACAUCGAACGCGCAGCUCUACCCUUGCAGUUACUUCGUCUGGACAAACCGUCAGGUAACGAUGAUGAGCGCUGGUCUAGGAACAUUGCCAGAGCAGACCAGCUUUUCAACUAUGACGAUGAAACGAUUCGGAACGUCUUGUUGACAGAGAAUCACACCAGGGCACAACUGUAUGGCUUCAAAGUUGGUAAGAUGGUAAGGGCCCGCCGACUCCACUUACACAUGCUUCGCUGCUUUGAGUUCGGCCAAGAUUCAUCGCGCAUUGUCUCAUUCGAUGACCGUAUCGUGGAUCUCUACUAUUUCUUCAAUGACCUUCCGGCUGAGGUUUAUUUUGAAGUGGUGUCGGCCUUAGCAUAUGAUGAGAGGCUUUCAGCGUUGCUCUAUUCGGAGCAAGGGAGGCGAAUGCCAGUAGGUGAAAUCGACCAACAACUUCACUCAGUACUGCAGAUAGGCCGGUCGAGGGCUCGCGCUCGCAUCCUGGAUAUCUUAGAGAUGCUUCGCGACCUCGAAGUCGUAACCCCUUUAGAGCCGACGGAAUCAGGAACUGCCCAGAUUAGCUGUGUAACUAAAUGCGACUACCCUGCCGACUACUCUAUUACAUCCCUUCAAGACUGGACACCCCACUCAGCGCCUCAAUAUUGGCGUUUCCACAAUUCUGCCCCUAUUCGUUUGUGGGCUCUUCCGGAUACUCUACCUGCCCUAUGGAAGAAGGUCCCGUUGGUUACUGAAGCCGAUGGUAAACUGUACUGGGAAGAGCUGCAGAAAGUGUCAAUGAAUACAGACUACGCCAAACAGUUGAUGUGUCCAGGAAACAUCGAAUUGCCAGAGGACGCCCGAGCCUCCCCGGCUGUAGGGAGAUCCAUUCGCCGCGCAGGUGCAUGGAAUGAUGCCUAUGUCCUAUCCUGGCAUCAGAGCCAGUAUCUGAAGAAAUUCGUAGAUUCGUCUACAGGUCGGACUCCUCUCGAGGACGAGGGCAGCGCCGAUGCGACGUUACAGCGGAUUUGCUGGGUUGUCUGUGCACCUGUCGAGGUCGUUCGUGAGUUCUUCAUCGCAGCCCAGGCACGAUGCCGUCGAGAAUUGGAGAUUGCUGAGAAGAAGGCUCGAAGGAAGGCUGCGGAGGAGUUAGCACAACAGACGGUUGAAGCAAAGGCGCUACUGGCCCAGAAAUCUGCUGAAGGUCGAGCUAAGAGGGAGCAAGAGUGGGACGACCUUCUUCGAAGGGUACACCCAGAGCCCUUGUCUGAGUCUGCUAUGCGUCGAUUGCGCGUUGUUCGCACUCGUUUCAUGCAGUCAGGUUCUGGCCCAGAUGCUGGAAAUUGGGAAGAAGACAUAUUGCGCGUCGUCCGGGAGGCCGAAAUUGUUGCUGAGAAACUACCUGCCCCCAAAGCCCCUCCACCUGCCCAUCCGCCGCCCGUAAUCCCGAACGCGCCGUCCCAAUCUGUGGAGGUGCUGGUAGGGCAGCGAGCUUCGCUCUUCCGGAUGAAACCCGAAGAGGAAGCGGAGAAACAGCCUAAGGGGAAACGCGAAGAGAAGAAGCCCCAGAGGAGAAGCCGACUUCUCUGGACGAAGGAGUAUGAUGACCUUGCCAAGGACGCAUCUGUCAUUAUCAGGGCCCGCUGUCGUGGUCAACGCAUUGACUGGGCGGCAUUUGAUCAACUGUUCCCCGCUGCGUUCAGGAAUUCCGUCCGACAAAGGGUCGCUAGUCUGCGAGAAGCCCCAGGUGCCGAGACCUACAUGCAACGGCUGGAAGACAAAUGGUACGAGUUAUGGACAAGAUACAGAGGAAGUGCCUUCCUACCAGAUGAUGAUCCCCCGACCCCAUCAAAUUUCAAUAUCAUCAUGCACAUUGACUUCCUGCGCAGGCAUAUUGAUAAGAGUGCAAUACUUGCAGGCUUCCAGGAAUCUGCAGAAGGGAACCCCACCAUCUUACCGGCCAGCAUAGAAGAGCUCCAGAGAGAUUAUGACAUCGUAGAAAAGUCUAGCACCGAGUCAGCCUGGGAUUUCGUGUGGAGUACCAGUGCAGACGACGAUCGCGGAAAGAAUAUGGCAAGGCAGCCUUUUCUGGCAGAGACACACGACAACUACGUCGUUGUGGAGGACGCGUCAGAGACAGUCCGACUAGCAGAAGCCGCGUCGAAGAUGGUCCUUGGUACUCCCAACGAGGUGUAUGAUUCUGAGGUGGCUUCUCGGAUGUUACACGAUGUUGGCGAGGAGCCCGUUUCUGCGGCGACUAAGAACAUGCUCGAGCGGGGCGUUCUCUCGAAGCUACACCGCGACCCAAAGAAGCCAAAGCCUGGAAGGUCGCUCAAGAUCUCGGACAUGAACCAGAAUGCAUUGGGAGGCUCAUUCUCCAGCGAUCUCUUCCAGGAUGCUUCUGCGCUGGAGGACAUUUGCUUCCUGCAAGACGGUGAAUGGCGCGAAUGGCCGCUACUUGCGACCGAUGGUGACAUUGCGGUAUUGAUAGAGCUUGCCUCAGAGAAUAAGGCUGAGUUCAAGGUUGAUACGUCACAUGCCCAGUCCGUUCGUCCCAUGAUAGACUGGAACAGCAAGCGAGCAGAUGAUGAUCAGAUUGAGACAGCCAUACACGUCCGAUUCCACGACCUUGACGACCCUGUCAGUGAACUGUCGCCUGCGCGGCAGCCAAACACACAGGCUGAGUUUCCCGCCGGUGUUGAGUACACCGGUACUGUGACGGAACACGGGAAGACGUGUGACGGAAAGGCUGCCGCGUGCAGAGUAACAGGCUCGGAAGCAGUUGACUGUCAGGGCUGCCUCGCGGCGGAGCUAACGCGGUUAAAAUCCGGGUCGAGCGAUGAGCAGGCUAAGAUCAUAGAGCAAACCGCACGAAUCUUACAUGAAAUGGGACCGUCGGGCAUUUCGGCGGAAGAGCUUGUAGCUAAAUCUUCGAAGGAAAAUGCCGAAGUACGACAAGCCAUUCAUCUUCUGGCCGACGGGCCUAUUCCUGUGCUGCACAUAGUAGGAUAUGCCGACAUUGUGCUAGUGUCGUCCACAAAUGUCAGAUCGUGGACAGUGGCCAUUUCCGGCAAUCCUCUUUGGCGGACAUUCCCGCGACGCUGGCUCGAUAUCUUUGGCCAGAGAAUAAACGAGGUCUGGGAAGCCGCGCUGCGGGCUGUGAUGGGCGUGAUCGUUCUGAGACCCGGCAUCUCGCAGGCAGAGGUACGAUGGAGACUGCGCGCUGUUUACGAUAGACAGGAAGUCAACGAGACUCUAAGAUACCUUCUGCGAUCAGGCUUCCUCGAGCGGAGGCUUCCACCUGAUCUGCACGUGGACGAUUGGGAACUCGCAGCACCCAAUAAUAUGCUGGAAAAAAAGGUGAUGUGGUUCCUCGGUAAGAGACAUUGGUAUCAAGUGUAGAGGAGAUUCAGUUCCCCUAUCAUUAUUCAAUCAUUAUCGUAGUGAUGUUGUCAGAGACCAGGAAGCAACCGUUGUAACACUGG